AUGGCGGAGCCCGACCUGACCAGCAGGACAGCUCACUUCCUGGACCGGAACCUGGGUUCUCCUCAGCUGGAGCUCCACUCAGUGAAGGAGAUCUACAAUUAGAAGGAAUUCCUUCAGGGAAAGCUGGACCUCCUCAGCGAGACAAACAUGGUGGACUUCACCAUGUUAGUCUAAAACCUGAACCCGGUCAAGGAAAUCCCACCCUCCCUGAAGGAGAAGAGGAGCUCUGAGAUGGAUCAGCUGAAGCAGCUCCAGUCAGAGACAGAGCCCAUUGUCCAGAUGUUUGAAGAUCCAGAGACAACACGGCAGAUGGAGUCCACGAGAGACGGGAGGAUGCUGUUUGACUACCUGUCAGAGAAACAUGAUGUGAGUUUGAGGUUUCUUGUCCCCCUUGUUGUUGUCUCUUAAUUUCGUCAAGAGUACGGUAACUACUCGAUCACUGAGUACCUGUACUUCCUCCGUGUCUUGGUAAGAAGUUCAGACAGGAACACCUUGAGCUCUCUGUGGGAACUGGCUUCUGGAAUCCUGAUGCAGAACUGGGAGGCAGCCAUGGAAGACCUCACUCGUUGAUAACAAUGUAAGACAGUGACCAAGUGUUCGCUCCAGUAGAGGACACGGCUCAUCCACUGGUCCCUCUUCGUCUUCUUCAACCCAAAAGGCCGAGACGACAUCAUCGAGCUCUUCCUCUACCAGCCUCAAUACCUGAAUGCCGUCCAGACAAUGUGCCCACACAUCCUGUGAUUCCUUUCGCCUGCAGUCAUCACCAACAGCCGGCAGGUCCUCAAGGACUUGGUGAAAGUCAUUCAACAGGUGAGAUACAUGUUCAAGGACCCGAUCUCAGAGUUCUUUGGGCUCCCAGAAGAAGCUCAGGGAGUGAACAACCUCUUUCUGGUCGCCGGCCUUGAGGACUUCAUUGAAAACGCCCGUCUCUUCAUCUUUGAGACCUUCAGUCGGAUUCAUCAGUGCCUCAGCAUCAGCGUGCUGCCAGACGAGCUCCACACGACGCCCGAGGAGGCGGAGCGGUGGAUCCUCAACCUCAUCCGAAACGCCAGGUUCGAUGCCGAGAUGGACUCCAAGCUGGUGAGGCGCUGCAGUCACUGA
Molecule: messenger RNA, 1101 nt
Organism: Pleuronectes platessa (European plaice)
Lineage: Eukaryota; Metazoa; Chordata; Actinopteri; Pleuronectiformes; Pleuronectidae
Gene: eif3eb
Product: eukaryotic translation initiation factor 3, subunit E, b
Biological process (GO): translational initiation
Cellular component (GO): cytoplasm; eukaryotic translation initiation factor 3 complex; nucleus
Molecular function (GO): translation initiation factor activity
Source: RefSeq, a predicted model, not a curated record